Messenger RNA from Gregarina niphandrodes, 1101 nucleotides. RefSeq names its product DnaJ domain protein. Gene Ontology annotation, biological process: protein refolding. The record is from RefSeq and is a predicted model, not a curated record. Gene Ontology annotation, cellular component: cytoplasm. NCBI's taxonomy places the organism in Eukaryota, Apicomplexa, Conoidasida, Eugregarinorida, Gregarinidae. The coding region runs from base 1 to 1101 and encodes 366 amino acids. Gene Ontology annotation, molecular function: Hsp70 protein binding. The transcript has 2 exons.
AUGAAUGUCAAAUGGUGGGUCGUUGCUUUGUGUGCACUGGUAGUUGCUGGCGAGGAUGACUAUUACAAGGUACUGGGAGUGUCACGAAAGGCGACUCCGGAUCAAAUUCGGAAGGCGUACAAGAUUUUGACCAAGAAGUAUCACCCGGACGUGAAUAAAGAUCCUGACGCAACGGCCAAAUUUAGUGCGGUCGCGGAGGCUUACGGAGUUUUAUCUGAUCCGAAGCAGCGGAAGAAGUAUGACCGUUUCGGGAAGGAGAGUUUGCAGGGAGGUGAUUCUGAGGGUCCUUCGUCGAUUUUUGAUUUGUUCAAUUUCGGAGGCGGACGGCGUCGACGACCGGCGGACAAGGUUGAUGAUACGUAUUUGACAUUAUACGUAUCAUUGAGUCAGUUGUAUUCAGGGGAUCAUAUAACGGUGCGGUACACGCGUUCAGUUUUGUGUUUACGUGCAGAUGAGUGUGUAGUAGAUCGUAAUGAUUGUGUGGGGCCUGGUUCUAGUAUGACUGCACGUCAGAUAGCGCCGGGUUACUAUGUUGAGCAUCAAAGUGCAGAUCCGUUAUGUCUUGCCCGAGGUCGUGGACUCAAAUCCAACCGAUGUCGUUAUUGCCCUAAGGGAAUUAAUACGCUGCAGACCACCACAGUCCACGGCUUUAUUUCACCUGGGAUGAAAGAUGAUGAUACCAUCAAAUUUGAAGGCGCUGGUGAACAACAAAUGGACCUUGAUCCAGGUGAUUUAAUUAUAAGGCUCAAAACGGAGAGUGAAUCAGACGUCUACGUUCGCGACCAUCACAAUAACUUGUAUACACAACUCUAUAUCACACUAGCCGAAUCCCUACUAGGCUUCAAUACCACCAUCCCUCAUCUCAGUGGCCAACCCAUACAGAUCACUAAGCAAUCCAUUACACCCGAUGGUUACUCCAUCAAACUACCCGGAAAAGGUAUGCCUGACCAGCUUGGCAAGUUCGGCGACCUCUUCGUCAAAAUAAGAGUCUCCUACCCCGACAUCACUCAAUUCAAACCCGAACACAAAGAAGCCCUCAAUCGCAUACUGCCCAAGUCCCUAACCUGGAACUAUGUAGCCACACCCAAUACUAGCACCUAA